Messenger RNA from Bathycoccus prasinos, 1269 nucleotides. Its product is annotated as ribose-phosphate pyrophosphokinase. The transcript has a single exon. Lineage: Eukaryota; Viridiplantae; Chlorophyta; Mamiellophyceae; Mamiellales; Bathycoccaceae. Gene Ontology annotation, cellular component: cytoplasm; ribose phosphate diphosphokinase complex. The record is from RefSeq and is a predicted model, not a curated record. Bases 1 to 1269 code for a protein of 422 amino acids. Gene Ontology annotation, biological process: purine nucleotide biosynthetic process; 5-phosphoribose 1-diphosphate biosynthetic process. Gene Ontology annotation, molecular function: ribose phosphate diphosphokinase activity; magnesium ion binding.
AUGACGUCAUCAUCAACGUUGAUGACAUCAUCAUCAUCAUCGUUUGAUAAUGUUUUUAAGAAGAAGGCAUCAUCAUCAUUUCGUUUGAAUACCCUGAAAACGACGGCGAAAACGAUGAGAAACAACAAGGUUCAACAAAAGAAUAUUACAAUCAAAGCAGAAGCGAUAUCGGAAGAUUCCUCUUCAACGAACUCUUCGGACAUAUUCGCCGAUUUGGUCGAAAACUCUUCUUUUGGUUCUUCUCAUAAUAAUAAUGGUUUCGUUGAAAGAGGAGAACACAUCAUUUCCUCUUUCAAUCAAAAUUCUCCUGUAAUUUCAAACACAAAAAACGCUCUGAAAGUUUUUAGCGGAUCGGCGCACCCGGAAUUGUCCACGGAAAUUGCCAACUAUUUAGGCAUGGAUUUAGGGAAACUGACGAUUAAGAAGUUUGCGGAUGGGGAGAUUUACGUGCAAAUAAACGAGUCCAUUCGCGGUUCGGACGUGUUUUUAGUGCAACCGACGUGCCCGCCGACGAACGACAACAUCAUGGAGUUGCUGGUUAUGAUUGACGCCUGUCGACGCGCGAGUUGCCGUUCGAUUACCGCCGUGAUCCCAUAUUUCGGCUACGCCAGAGCCGAUCGAAGAACGGCUGGGAGAGAAUCGAUUGCCGCGAAACUCGUCGCAAACUUGUUGACCCAGGCUGGAGCGACGCGAGCGGUGUUGAUGGACAUUCACUCGUUACAAACGAUUGGGUAUUACGACAUUCCCGUCGAUCACAUUUACGGCGAAACUGUCAUCUUAGAUUAUUUAACCUCGAAAGACUUCCACCCGGACGAAGUUGUCGUCGUCAGCCCGGACGUUGGUGGCGUGCCUCGAGCGCGAGCGUUUGCCAAAAAAUUAGCCGACGCGCCUUUAGCCAUCAUCGAUAAAAGACGCACGGGACACAACAAAGCGCAAGUGAUGAACUUAAUCGGUGACGUUGAAGGAAAAGUUUGCGUCAUGUUGGACGAUAUGAUUGACACCGGCGGUACUUUGCUGGCUGGUGCGGAAUUGUGUCGCACGCUCGGCGCGAGAGAAGUGUACGCUUGCGCCACGCACGCGGUGUUUUCGCCACCCGCGGUGGAACGGUUAGGCAGCGGCGCGUUUACCGAAGUCAUCGUGACCAAUUCUAUUCCGCAUACGCCGGAGAGAGAUUUCGCACAGUUGACCGUGUUAUCCGUCGGGAACUUACUCGGUGAAACGAUUUGGAGAGUCCACAACGAUACGCCGGUAUCGUUCAAUAAGUUGUAA